AUGAUGUAUGAACUGAGGGAUGAUCGCCGCCGUGAGAUCGUGCGAAGUUCAUCACACAUCGACGCCGUUAAGAGGGACAUCAUGCGCACAAUGAGCAGUACCAGGAGCCGCGGUGUUUUCAACUAUCGAGUUCCACGUGCAUCAGUGGCUGAAGAAGAUUGCCCAUCCAGCACUGAUGAAGAUGAUGAGAGGUGCCCAGUAAUUUUUAAUUAUCGUAAUCUUUAUCCAGAUUUCGGGUAUCGAUCAGUAACUUUUAGGGAGGACUCCAUCUCACUCUUCACACCACCAGCCAAUUCAACCUUGCCAGAAAUCCUCCAGGACAAUCAGCCAUGCGAAACUGACCGAAAAGUACGUCGACGCCGGUGCUCGGAAGCUUGUGGUGGUAUUAAUGCUGCUGAAAGAGCGGAGCUGAUUCGUGGUGAACGACGAGCUUCUGAAAAGGCUCACUUAGCACUGCGUAAGACCGAUACAGCAUUCAGCUAUCCUAUCAACGGAAUCAUGAUGAGUCCGAAGAGCGUUUUGAAAUCUCCUGAGUCUCCAUUACGUGUUGCUUUAACACACGACAGUGCCGCCGCCUCCCUGGAAGCAAUCCAGAAUCUUCGUAACGAGCUAAAUUACAAGUUAGACCUGCUAAUAGGGAGUCUCUCCUCAAGACAAGAAGUGAAGACCAGUUCCGAUGUGAACAGCAAUCUCACGCCAUCACCAAAACGUAACAGUAAAGUGAAUUUCACCGACGAAUCCGAGAUCUCCUGA
Molecule: messenger RNA, 753 nt
Organism: Cooperia oncophora
Lineage: Eukaryota; Metazoa; Nematoda; Chromadorea; Rhabditida; Trichostrongylidae
Source: the annotation of a GenBank genome assembly